UGUACACUGAAUAAAUACACUCGUAGAUUUCCUAGAAAUAACACUGACAUGACAUUGUGGGUGCGAUUUGGUGUGAGCCUCCCUUCUGUUAGACUUAUUUUGUCAUUACCAAAAGACAAUGGUUCCACAUAAAGAAUAGAAGAGUGGGCGGAGCCACUGAGCUUCGAGUCGUCCAGCGAACCUCGCACCGUCUGUUUUCUUUUACGUCCGCCGAGCACACAUAAUAACACGGCUCCGUGGGCUUGAACUUCAUUCGACUUUGCUCGUUCAAAGAAGAAACCGUAACCAUGAGUGGAAGGGGCAAGGGUGGCAAAGGACUCGGUAAAGGAGGCGCCAAGCGUCACCGUAAAGUUCUCCGUGAUAACAUCCAGGGCAUCACCAAACCCGCUAUCCGCCGUCUGGCUCGCCGUGGCGGAGUCAAGCGUAUCUCCGGUCUGAUCUACGAGGAAACCCGCGGUGUGCUGAAGGUGUUCCUGGAGAACGUCAUCCGUGACGCCGUCACCUAUACUGAGCACGCCAAGAGGAAGACUGUGACCGCCAUGGAUGUGGUUUAUGCUCUGAAGAGGCAGGGCCGCACUCUGUACGGCUUUGGCGGUUAAAUUGAAUCGCCCUAAUCCAUCAAACGGCUCUUUUAAGAGCCACACACCUCACUUUAAGAGCCUUGUUCUGGGAUGAUGUUACUUUUCUCAAGUCUUGGACGAAGUCCUGCAAAUAUUAUCUGCCAGUAUUUCCCCACCAACUUCGGAAGUAGUGUUAUAUCUUCACAAACAAUUACCGACUGACAUUCCCACAUUGUAUUGACUCUUCUUUUUGCUAUAGGCUGUCAGAUUCAGGUGUUUGUAAUGUGUGCUUUUCUUCACAACAUCACCACAAACUGAACUAUAGAAAACUCAACUUCAGAGGUUACAGACUUAUUCAAUAUCAGUCUUUAUUAAUACUCACUGAACAGUCAUACACCAAACAAAAGAAAAAUGAUCGAUUUCACUCAUUCAUCAGUUUAUUUGUAAAUGUCUUCCUGACACAAAUCCGCUUGAAGCACAAGUGCUUACUUAGUAGUUUCUUUUUACAUAACCAACCCACCUUUGAUCUAGUAAAAGGUGGACAUGAGUGGAUGAAGCCCUACGAAGCUUUUGAAACCUCUUCCUGAUGUGUGCCUGAAAUAUCAUUUUCACCAAUCAUAUCAAUGUAACAAUUUUGAUGUGUGAUCUUCCUUUCUGACAGGCUUACUCAGUCUCACAAUCCUGACAUAACCUUCAUACAAGGAAAAUUAUCUAAGAAAUGUUUUAGUACCCAGAUUAUAAGCACUUGAAAUGCAACAUGUCUGUUUAAACUGCAAACAAAGUAUCAAAGGCAACUGUAAAUGCUCUGUGAUGAAACGACCCACAUCGCAAACAAGACGUUUUGCCAGGUUAUCUAUGUUUAGUUGAUGUGCUUCCAGGUAAAAAAUAAAAUA
Molecule: messenger RNA, 1453 nt
Organism: Oreochromis aureus
Lineage: Eukaryota; Metazoa; Chordata; Actinopteri; Cichliformes; Cichlidae
Product: histone H4
Exons: 1
Coding region: 288-599 (103 amino acids)
Biological process (GO): nucleosome assembly
Cellular component (GO): nucleosome
Molecular function (GO): DNA binding; structural constituent of chromatin; protein heterodimerization activity
Source: RefSeq, a predicted model, not a curated record